This is a messenger RNA of Malus domestica (apple), 721 nucleotides long. Its product is annotated as protein yippee-like. The record is from RefSeq and is a predicted model, not a curated record. Lineage: Eukaryota; Viridiplantae; Streptophyta; Magnoliopsida; Rosales; Rosaceae.
UUUCUUGGAAUUUUCAGGUUUUAUCACGUUGAUUUUUCUCAAGUUUUGGUGAAGGUAAUCUCUGGGUUUCUUUUGGAAUGCUUGAAUUUCUAACAUGGCGGCCGAUCUUUGUGUUUUUGUAGGGAAAAGAAAAUCAAGAAUUAAGAAAGUUUAAUUGUAUGUGAGAAAUGGGAAGGCUGUUUGUGAUCACUCUUGAGGAAAACAUGUAUAGCUGCAAGCACUGCAGAACCCAUCUCGCUCUUGUCGACGACGUAAUCUCUAAGUCUUUUCACUCCAGGCAUGGGAAGGCUUAUCUUUUCGAUAAAGUCGUAAAUGUCACACUUGGAGAGAAAGAAGAGCGGAUCAUGAUAACAGGAUUGCAUACCGUUGCUGACAUAUUUUGUGUUUCGUGUGGAUCAAAUGUGGGAUGGAAAUAUGAGGCGGCGCAUGAGAAAUCCCAGAAGUACAAGGAAGGAAAGUGUAUCCUUGAGAGAUUCCAGAUUCUCGGUCCUGAUGGAAGCAACUACUCAAUCGCUCUCGAAGCUCAGAUUGGCGGAAGCGAUGGUGAUGAGGCUUGAUUUCCCAUCCAUUCAGGAAACUGCACUAUUAGUUUCAAAUGUAAAUUCUUAGCAAUCUAUUUUCUUUAUUGAGUAGGCUUUGCUAAUUGAUUUAGAACAUGGUAUUGAUGACCAAUACAGUUGCUAAUCAAGUUCUUCAAAAAAAAGUAUUAGCUUACAUCUGG